AUGAUAACACCACCAGUGAAUAUUUCUAGUCCGCUCUCAUCCAGCGAUUUACAGGAGAUCAAAAACUCUAUAGUUGGUGAUCAGUUCGCCAAGUUACAGCUCUUUCUAUCAAAUCAAUCCUUGAUUCGCAACUUGAUAGAGGUGGCAACCAGCAAUUUAGAUUUAAAGAGGGAGGCGUUAGACAUAUUACUGAGCUUACUUAACCUUGAGGAAGAUGUGCGAUAUGAACUUAACGAAAUAUAUUCUACGAUUGUCGAACUUAUACUACGAGACAUCAAAAUCACUUUGAAUGACAGCGAUGUGAUUACAUAUAAGAACAUAAAGUUGGUCAAUAUCUGUCUGGAAAAUUAUGGCGAGGAGCUUAGAAGAUCGGGACCAACACUGUCCAGCUUCUCAGCCAGAAACCUGCAGCAUUGCCUUUUGCAUUACAUUGAGAAAUGGCUUACGACGGAAACUUCAGUGUACCAUUCAGCUGUCAUAGUGGCUUUGAUGACUUCUCUCCUUAAAGAUAUUGGAAAAGUAACAAGGGAAUUGAAGGACCUAACUGAAAGGCUACUUACACGAAUUUCACAGAAGUAUAUUGACCAGUUAGAGUUCAAAUAUCUUUUGAAGGUAAGUUCCAAACCCAAUAAAAUGAAUCAAAUAUACGACCCUUUAAGUAAUAAGGGCGUCGAAAAUUCCGCUACCAUGCAAUUUAUAACUUCGCCCAAUCCAGUUGACAUUCAUGACCCCGUGGAUCGGUCCAUGUUUUAUUUGGGAGUGAAUCUCUACUUACAGAUUUUUGAAAGUCCCAGGUCUCGCAAGGCAGACUUCUUUUUCGAUGAAAAUGCCAUGGAUGACAACUUGUGGAAGGACGGUAAUUUUGGUCUUUUUUUAUCGAGUUUUCUCAAAAGUGAUGACAUGAAUAUGAAGUGUAGCGCUGUAAAGUUCGCUGCCUUUCCUUAUUUGUGUUCAAGUAGGUAUAAACUCCCUAAGCAGCCCUUGCGCCAGUGGCUACCAAGUAUGCUUGACUGUUUCAAUUAUGAUAACAUUCCCUGGUGGUUUGAUCCGUUUGAGAUUCUGACAAAUCUCAUAGAUCUGUACAACCAUACCUCACCAUUGAAUAAUCCUGUGACGGAUUUUCUUUUCAAAACAAGUCUUUUGAAUGGAUUAGUUUCACUGUUUGCAAAAUGUUUAUGUCUCCCCUAUCAAAACAGAGGUUCUAUUAAUGUGGUAGCGAAAUUUAUCAAGUUAUGUGCAUCAAUAACAAGUUUUGAUGAGAAGUGUAGAGAGCUUCUUUUGGAAGACAAAUCCCUAUUGCUUCAUGCUGAGUCAGGAUUGGAGUCUCAUUUAAAUUUACUGGAUUCUUUUCUUGAGAACAAGGAUACAUUUAGCGAAUCUUUGGAACCAGAAUUAUUUCCUCCUUUGCAUGACAGUUCGAUCACGCUCUCGUGGCUUCUAUUACUGAAAUCCUUCUCUCGAAGUAUAACCGCUCUAAGGACUUCAUUAAAGAGGAACAGACUUGCUGAACUCCUCUUGAGUCUUGUAAAAAGAAUCUACUUACUUAUCACUGACAUCAAUUUCAAAGGCGCUGGCUUCCUAAAGGCCGAGAUAAGUAUUCUAAGCGCUACGCUCGGUGUACUAUCAAAUUUUGUUGUGGAGUUUUCUAACCUCCAGUCAUUUAUUCUAAGCAACGGAAUUGUAGACGUGGUGGGAAGCAUAUUAAGGGAACCAUUAUUUAACAGCAAAAUACCCUGGGAAGAUGAAGUGCGCAGGGAAAAGUUUACUGGCAUUGCAACUUCAGAAGUUAAGACGAAUGCGUUGUGGGUUUUGAGACAUUUGAUGUACAACUCACACAACGAAGAGAAAAUUGAGUUACUUUCGUCCAUUCCCAUGGAACUCAUUCUUCAGUUCGUUAACGAUAGUAACUGGCUGGUCCAGGAACAAUGCUUUCAACUGUUGAGAAAUUUAACUUGCAAUUCUAGACGUAUUGUUAAUAUUCUCUUGGGAAACUUCAAAGACUCGGAUUUGGUCAACAAUGGUAAAAAGAAUGCCCCGGCUGUUCGAUCCACAUACCUCUUUGAAUUCUUAGCGCACAAAAUGAAGCUAUUGGAUCCCAGUGACAGCCACCAGCGCAAGACGCUUGAGGGUGUUCUGUACAUCAUCGUCAACAUUACGGCUAUUAAUGAAAACAAACGACAACUUAUUAUUGAGCAAGAUGACUUAUUGCACAUAAUUUAUGAGAUUCUUUCGGACAAAGAUGGUGAGCAUCCAGAGGCAGGAACUAACAACGACUUGCAGAUCGCUUGCUUGUGGAUUUUAACAAACCUGAUUUGGAAUUCAUCGUUCUCAAGCUACGCACAUCAUGCACCCGAGGAUUACAUCCCGUCGAUGGAAACAUCUCCAGUUCGGAUUGGCAGCUCUUCUGGUGAUGAAAGUAAUGACAAAGCUACUUCGCAGGAUAACGAUGAACAUUUGGAUGAGGAAAUCAGCGGCGAUGAAGAUGAAGACAUGGAAAAUGAAGAUCCUGACGAGGGAGAUGAAUUCGUCCGACCAUACCCCCAACAAUCCGCUGUUAAGACGAAAAACUCUGCCUUGGAGAGGUGCUCGAAGCUAGUUAAAAUGGGAAUGUAUGACCUGGUAAAGUUGAAAACAUUUGAUAAGCACUUGGCUGUUCGUGAGAAGGCCAGAACGCUGCUAUUUCAUAUGGAUCUAUUACGGAAAGGUAUGUAG
Molecule: messenger RNA, 2712 nt
Organism: Lachancea fermentati
Lineage: Eukaryota; Fungi; Ascomycota; Saccharomycetes; Saccharomycetales; Saccharomycetaceae
Source: the annotation of a GenBank genome assembly